AUAAAGCUGGUUCGGUCUCGAUCUGUUCUCUGUUCUUCCUCUGAUCCUUCAUCUACUACCUCGACUACUGUUCUCUGUUGAUUCAUACUCUGCUCACAUCGCAAUGGACUCAACCAUCUCAAGAUCCUCCGUCCAGCGUCUCGUCGCGGUCGGCUCCUUUGCCCUUGCAAUCAUCACAAAUUUCUACUACCUCUCCGGCCGCGGAAUCGCAGGGAAUCACCAGUCCGAAGCCUUCCACCUCGAAUACACCCCCUUCACCCCCAACAUCGUCUUCCUCUUUUUCUUCUGGAUCGCCUCCUACCUCGCCCAGGUCGCCUUCCUGCACCAGCUCUUCGCCGGCUCCUCUGACGCCCAAAAGGACGCCUCGCAGGCGGCUUACUUCCUCUCCGCCUUCAACCUCCUGCACUUCCUCUGGCUCGUCCUCCUCGCGCACGCCCACUUCAUCCUUGCAGAGUUCGUCGUCGUCCUCAACUUCCUCCUCACCGGCGCGCUCUACUGGUCCAAGCGCACCCAUAACCUCUCCCCUCCCCUCAAGUGGCUCACGAUCCACUUCGCCGCCUCAGCUCUCCCGUUCGCCUGGUGCCUCUUCGCCAUCUUCUGGACCGGUGCCGUCGCCGUCCACGCGCACAACCUCUUUGCGCGCAUCUUCGCAAACAUCUUCAUCUGGGUCCUCUACCUCUUCCCCACCGCUUCCCUCCUAGUCUUUGCUGACUGGGGCUUUGCCUUUGCCUCUGCCUUUCUCGUCUGGGGCCUCGCGGUCGGCCAGAUCUUUGUCAAGACCUUUGCGCUGCAGUGGAUUUUUGCCUUAAUUAUCGCUGCCUUGCUCACCGUCCAGGGUGCGGUCGUCAUGUUUGCCACGGGAUUCAAGGGACUCUUGCCUGCUGACACCCAGGCUUCGAUCGAGGACGGCAUCGAAAACGUCCAGAACGCUGUUCGCGGUGAGGAAACCCCGCUCAUCAACUGAUCUCCAUAACUUAUUACUCCAGAGAUGAAAAGAAAAGGAAAAGAAAAAGUGCAUUCACUCAUUCACUACUUGAAAAAAUUUCAAUUACUAUACAAAAAUAAAUGUCUACAUGUAACGCCUAACACUUUGUAGCGGCGCGCUUCUACAUAUAAUUUGCCCA
Messenger RNA from Myxozyma melibiosi, 1124 nucleotides. RefSeq lists its product as uncharacterized. The record is from RefSeq and is a predicted model, not a curated record. The transcript has a single exon. The coding region runs from base 104 to 964 and encodes 286 amino acids. NCBI's taxonomy places the organism in Eukaryota, Fungi, Ascomycota, Lipomycetes, Lipomycetales, Lipomycetaceae.